This is a messenger RNA of Podarcis raffonei (Aeolian wall lizard), 6892 nucleotides long. It is a transcript of the gene KIF14, whose product is annotated as kinesin family member 14. NCBI's taxonomy places the organism in Eukaryota, Metazoa, Chordata, Lepidosauria, Squamata, Lacertidae. Gene Ontology annotation, molecular function: microtubule motor activity; microtubule binding; ATP binding. The record is from RefSeq and is a predicted model, not a curated record. The transcript has 30 exons. Gene Ontology annotation, biological process: mitotic spindle organization; microtubule-based movement. Bases 227 to 5170 code for a protein of 1647 amino acids.
UCACCGUCCGUCUCAACCAAUAGCAGGCGGCGGCGCCGCAUUCGAACGGAGAGGUUAGGAGGCGCCGCAGGAGGACGGGCUGUUGGUCGAUCUCCUGAGGACAGAUCCCAUAGUGAUACAUUCUGUGCCGUAGAGAAAAUAAGAUUACAAGUCAAGUAUACUCUUCAGGAAGAGCUUGUAUGAUAUAUUGUUUCAGUCUUGCAGUUGCAGCUUGCUUUAGGUCUCAAUGCCUAUUUAUAUUGUUCCUAAGAAAAGCCAUAUUAGUGCACCUGGUGGAUCUUCACAAAAGCAUCCUCCAGAAAAUGUCAUUGCUAGAAACAGGUUUGCACAGACAUUUACAUCCCGCACACUGGAGAAUGAGGGAAGCAAUCCUCAGUCCCAGUCCCUGAGUAAGACCAAAGAAAUAAAUACGACCUAUGUGCUUUCAGCCUGUAACAAACUGGCUGACACUUCAGCUGCUUCCACGACUGAAGGCAAGCUGACACUCCAACGAAGAACUGUGACGAGCAAAGAACAACCUGAUACAAAUACAACACAUGACAGUGAAAAUACACAAGUGGAAAAAAGAUUGACGCUGCAGCGCCGAACAAGGACUGCGUCAACUGAGAAGCACAAAACAAAUAUUCACGAAGCCAGGGCAGAAAAAGGAGACCCUCUUCCCCAGAAGAGUGGCAAAACAUUGUUUCCACCAAAAAUUAGCAGCAGUGACCCUCCAUUUGUUAAGACUGGCCUUUUGUCACUUCAAGGCCUCACAGAUGGAAAGAAAAAUCCUGAUAUGAAAAGUGAUGGACCUUUUAAUCAUAAUGGUUCAAGUGCUACUGGUAGCUACACACCUUUAAGAUACAAGACAGUUGUUGGUGAUUCUCAGAGUAAAAACAAAGUUCCUAGACCAUCACUCUUAACAGUAGGAAAACUUGAUGAAAGGACGUCUAUGUUAAAACUAGCUGAAAAGCGUAAUUCCAGUAAGGAAAAUGGAACUGAAAGUCUGCAAAAUAGAUGUAUUAAGAAUGAAAAUCUGGAAAAGCAGAAGACACCAAGGAAAGGUUCGACAGAAGGAAUGAAAUUCACCCCCAGAUGUGGAGCUGUUCAGCAUGCCAAGACUCCUGCUGCCUCAAGCAUAAAGAAUAAGAUUCUGUGUCCUCAAACAAUAUCAGCCAAGAAAUCUGGUACUAAUGAAUUUGCUCUAAACAGAAGGUUGCAAGAAAAUACCACAUAUACUCAACAAACUGCUUCGCAGAAAGAAGAUACUCUAAUGCAGAACAUAUGUGGUAAAGAAGACCCUUUCAAAAUAGAAAACAGCAAAGUGACUGUAGCUGUGAGAAUACGACCCUUUAGUGUCAGAGAUAAGAAUGAAGAAACAUUACAAGUGGUUUCCAUGACAGGGCAAGAGACUGUUGUGCACCAUCCAAAUACAAAACAAAUCUACAGUUUCACUUUUGACUUCUCAUUAUGGUCUUUUGAUAAAUGUCAGAAUUUUGCAAGCCAAGAGAUGGUGUAUCAGUCUCUGGCAGUACCUCUCCUAGAAAGAGCCUUUGAAGGAUACAACACCUGCCUUUUUGCAUAUGGACAGACUGGUUCUGGAAAGUCAUACACUAUGAUGGGAUUUGAUGAUGACGAAAGAGGAAUAAUACCAAGAUUCUGUGAAGAUCUCUUUACUCAAAUAGCAGAAAAAGAAACGCAACAGACUGAUUUUCAUCUUGAGAUGAGCUAUUUUGAAGUCUACAAUGAAAAAAUUCACGACUUGCUAGUCUACAAAGCUGAAAAUGGACAGAAGAAACAGCCUCUUCGUGUGAGAGAACAUCCUAUCUUUGGACCCUAUGUGGAAGACCUGACUGUGAAUGUUGUUAGCUCUUACUUGGAUAUUCAGAAUUGGCUGCAGUUAGGAAAUAAACACAGAGCUACUGCUGCCACAGGAAUGAAUGACAAGAGUUCUCGAUCUCACUCUGUUUUCACCCUGGUGAUGACACAAACAAAGACGGAUAUUGUGGAAAAGGAGGAACGCGAACACAGAAUUAUCAGUCGUGUGAACCUGGUAGACCUUGCAGGCAGUGAGCGCUGUUCUACAGCUCAAACCAGUGGAGAAAGACUGAAGGAAGGUGUGAGUAUAAAUAAAUCCCUGUUAACUCUGGGGAAAGUUAUUUCUGCACUGUCUGAGCAAAAUCAGAGCAGGAAGAAGGUGUUCAUUCCUUACCGUGAAUCUGUUCUUACAUGGCUGUUAAAGGAAAGUCUUGGUGGAAACUCGAAAACUGCUAUGAUUGCCACAAUUAGCCCUGCUGCAAGCAAUAUAGAAGAAACACUGAGUACCCUUCGAUAUGCUAAACAAGCUUGUUUCAUAAUCAACAUUGCCAAAGUCAACGAAGACAUAAAUGCAAAACUAAUCCGAGAAUUGAAAGCUGAAAUUGAGAAACUGAAAUUGGCUCAGAAAAACGCUCAGAAUGUUGACCCUGAAAAACAAAAGCUUUAUAUGCAAGAAAUAACAUCUUUAAGAGUGAAGCUAUACCAGCAAGAGAGGGAGAUGGCAGAGAUGCAAAGGGCCUGGAAAGAAAAACUUGAACAAGCAGAAAAAAAGAAAUUUGAGGAAACAAUGGAGUUACAGAAAGCUGGCAUUACAUUCAAGGUUGACAAUAGUUUGCCUAAUUUAGUCAAUCUCAAUGAAGAUCCCCAGCUCUCUGAGAUGUUGCUAUACAUGAUCAAGGAAGGACAAACAACAGUUGGGAAAUGCAAGCCAAAUUCACGUCAUGAUAUUCAGCUGUCUGGUGUCCUGAUUGCCGAUGACCAUUGUAUUAUCAAACACAUGGAUGGUGUUGUGAGUAUUAUUCCACUGGGAGGAGCGAAUACAUAUGUUAAUGGAAAAUGCAUUUCAAGCCCUACAUUUCUCCAUCACGGUGACCGUGUCAUUCUUGGAGGAGACCACUAUUUUCGGUUUAAUCACCCAGUAGAAGUUCAGAAAGUCAAAAGUCUUUCUUGUGGCACUUCCCUUCCUGAGGACGGUCCAAGUGGCUUUGAAUUUGCAAAGAAUGAAUUGCUGGCUUCACAAAGGGCUCAACUUGAAUCAGAAAUAGAAGAAGCACGUCUGAAAGCUAAGGAAGAAAUGAUGCAAAGUAUCCAAAUCGCAAAAGAAAUGGCCCAAGAGGAACUUAGUUCUCAGCAGAAAAUUUAUGAGAGCCAGAUAAAAUCAUUAGAAGCACAGCUGGAAGAAGAAUCCCGGAGGAAACAACUGCAGGAAAUGAAUAAUAAAAUAGCUGUAAACAAAAUUCAAGAGCUGGAGCAAGCAAAUCGGGGCCUUGAGCUAGAGGUACACGUAAACAAGAAGCGCUUGGAAAUGGAGACAUUGGCUGCCAGGGAGGUUUUAGAAGAUCAUGUCAUUCGUCGUGCCAAGAUUCUAGAAGCUCUAGAAGCUGAGAAGCAGAAAAUUGCUCAGGAAGUGGCAAUGCUUCAGCAGACUCAUGGAAACAGAAAUAAAGCAGAGCCAAACUGGAAUUCUUUGAAGCUGUCCAUGAUGAUCAAGGAGGCCAACACUAUUAGCAGUAAAUUAGAGAAACACACAGUUUUUUGUAGGCAUGAUGCAAUGGAUAAUAAAAAUGGUCCUGGCCAUUCCCUUCAAGUUCAAGUCCGUAACAUCAGGCUUGGUGUUGCAACAUUCUGGAGUUUGGAAAAAUUUGAAGAUAAAUUGGCUGCAAUGAAAGAAGUCUAUGAGAUGAACAAUACUAACAAAGCUGAUGAGAUUUUUUAUGAUCCCACUGAUGAAUGGGAACCUGAUUUUUCAAAUGCAUCCAUCUCUUCUAUUUCUUCAAGGAGAAGUUUGAGGAGGAGCAAAAGAAUUUCUGGAUGUUUGUCUGAGGUAAAGAUGAGACUGCACAAUUCAUACCUAUCAGACUCAGCAAAUAAAUUGGGCAGCCUGGGCUCAGACCUACCUGAAUCAUCUCUACCUGGCAUAUGUAAGGAACUGAUAGAUUCAGCUUUGGAUGUCUUGGGACAGACUACAGAAGAGGAAGAGAGCAUAGCACAAAGCCUUUUAGCCACAUUGUUCAACGUUUACGCUGGAGUCUCUGCUUUGAUAAAGGCUUAUGAACAAGCUGAACAAAGUCAAGAGAACUUUUUCGCUGUUAACUAUACUGCUCAGUCCUGCAGCAUCAAGAUUAGUUCAGCUUUCGAACAGCUUGUUGUUCUAACCAAGCACUGGCUGAGCAGUUUUCGAAAAAAUGAAGAAUUUGUAAUGAUUCAUGUUGAACUAAGGGAGAGUGUAAAACACCUGGGAGCGUAUCUGCAAUUGCUCUUACGGGGCGGUUGCUCAGAUUUGUCUUCAGUAGUAGUAGAAGCACAAAAGAAAAUAAUGCAGAUGUUGAAACAAAUGGCAAAAUACACAGGACACUUGGUGGUACUUACUGGCUCAGACCUACAUCUUUCUGCAGAAAAUAAAAGUGAUGCAAGCAACCCAAAGAAGCAGUUCAUACCAGACAUCUGUGAUGGAAUGGUCUCUGGACUGGAACACCUUUUAAACUGCAUACAGAAAAAAUCUAGGGCAAUGUGGAAUGAACUCUUAAAAUGGUAUCCACAAAAUGAGGUUCAGAAUCAAAUAAAGACUAAAGCUAUGGAUUUGGCUAAAAUCCUUGAAAAUAUAAUAGCUGGUUGUAAAAAGAAAGUAGCAGCAAAUAUAUCAUGGACUGAAGAAAGUGUUGAUCAGGAGUUAAAGAAAGCAACUAGCAAAGCUGUUGCAUUCUUGGAAUUACACCAUUGCCUAGAUCAAGUCUGUCGGAUGGUUACUUCUUCAUUACAAGGCUCAUAUAGAAACAGAAGUCCACUUAGGUAUUUCAUAGAAAAGAUUUGCAUCUUAACUGGGAAUUUUAACACUCUCUGCAACCCAUCUGUAUUAUCCACUGAUACAGCAGACAAUCCUGUUUGCACAAUCCCAGAGCCUUCUGUGAACCACAGAGAAUUGGACUCCAUAGCAAAGUCACUCAUUAUAAGUUUUGAACUUGAACAGGGACAGAAUUCAUCAAAUGUUCAGGACACUUGUAUGCAAAAUUCUUGUUCUGAAGGAAAACAACUUGAAGAGGAUGAAGUUCUAUACAUCUUGGAGCCGAAAGAAGCUCCAAAAUGGGAACAUCUACUUUGGUCUCUACCUAAAAGCUUAGGGGAAGCUUCACCUAGUGGAAUCCAUUGGGUAUAAAUUAUUGCUUAACUUAUGGAAUGCAGGUAAUAAACACUGUAACGGUUAUGUUGGCUAUUGUGUUGGCAUCUGGAAAAAAUGGAGCCUUGGAACAAUAAAUCUUUGGGCUAGUUCACAUGCUCACCCAGCCAAGAUUGCCCUUCUGUGGUGAAUGGAAUAAGAGCAGGUCUUCCUCUUUUACUUGCAUAUUUAAGGUAUUGUGUGAAUCCAUUCAUGAAGUCUCAGUUCCCUAAAUUUUUAUCUCUUAGGGUGUAAGUAAAAGUUGCAAAUCAUCCCAUGAGAAGCGUGCCCGGUUCCCAAAAUAUCUUAUAUGUACUGUUCAGAGGAGUGGUCUUGCCUGCUCCCUCUAUCAUGGAAUGACAGUUCUUGGCUGGGUGAUGUAGUCACUGGUCCCUAAAGAAGCUGCAAAUUCACACCUAAAGGAAGUCCAGUCCAAGACGCAUAUUUUAAGCUGUGGGGCAAGUCAGAAAAUUCAGUCGUUAAAAUUUAAUUCAUUCUGCAUGCAUGUAAUAGCUUCAUUUUAAAACCAUGCUUCAACAUCGAAGGAGUUGCAUUAACCUUGCUGGUCAUAUUUCUUAGCUCUUGGGGUCUAUAAAUGUUUAAUGUUUAGUAGGCAGUCGCAGUACCUAGGCCAAAUAUAUUUAAAGCGAAAUUCUUGGAAAAUGGGGACAUAGUUGCUUGGGUAGUGAUGUGUCAUUUUAUAUGAAAAAUGCACCCCUGUUUUGCAGCCAUUCUUUGGGCACAGUUCAAGUUGUCGAACAAGAGGCUUAGAAGAGGUCUCUUGCUGCCACUGAACCCUCAGGAUGGUUAGUCUCCAAAGAGACUCAUGUCUGCACCCAUGCAAAUGGCUUGUGUGUACCACAAGGGUGUCUAAACAUGUGAGCCAAUUUCCCUUUCAGCAGUAACUGCUCAUUGCUAGCGAGAAGCCACUUCAAAGGACCCCAACCUUUAGGUAUGGUUUUCUCGGGCACAGAGGAAAGGAAAUGGCAAGACUGCCCUUUGGAUUCCAUUUGAUUACAUGGAAUAACAGGGUAUGAGGUAAAGUGAUUUAAAAAGUAACAGCUUCUUCUCAGUUUGGUGACGAUGAUUUUUAAAACAAACAAGUGAAAGGGAUGUAGCUUCUGAGUAUGGUAAGUUCCCUCAGCCUUAAUUUUAAAGAACAAGCUUUUCAUUAUUUUGUAAUUUAUAUGCAGUACUUGUUUUGGUUGUUGUUUUUUAAGAAUAACAUAUUUAAUUCGUUUUAGCAGAGCUUUUCCAGUAUAAUUAUGGUUUGCCAACAGAGUUGUUCGGACACCUGAAAGUCAACUUUACUUUUAACGGUGUACCACACAGUACAACAGAACUCAUUCAUCAUUUGUUAAAAGGCUUUAAAAUGAUCGUUGACUGGACACAAACUAUUUCAAUUGUUGAGAAUUUUUAAAAUCCCUUAAAACAAAAACACAGUGCUGGCUUUCACAUUUUUAUAGUACCAGUUUUGAUUGAUGCUUGUAAAUGUAACUCCUCCUAAUCAUGUAUUGUCUAUACACAUCUAUUUACAUACACAAAUUUGUAUAAAAGGUGCUUACAAAGAUCAGAAUUGAACUGUAAAGAUUUGCAAAUAGAGCAUAAGGUACAUGUAAACAUUAUUGGUUCUUUUUUAAAAACAAGUAUCUGCCUUGAGCCAUAUAUAUUGAGUUUUAAAUGCUGUACAAAAGUGUUAUUAAACUAUUCUAUUCAAGUGUA